Molecule: messenger RNA, 1826 nt
Organism: Cotesia glomerata
Lineage: Eukaryota; Metazoa; Arthropoda; Insecta; Hymenoptera; Braconidae
Exons: 5
Coding region: 259-1518 (419 amino acids)
Biological process (GO): regulation of DNA-templated transcription
Molecular function (GO): transcription coregulator activity
Source: RefSeq, a predicted model, not a curated record
CAAUUUCUUAAGAUACUUUUAUCUAUUUGAAAUUUGAAAUUUAAAAGAUUACUUUAUUUGUACUGAAUAGUUGGCGAAUUCAAACUUUCGGCAGCUGGCGCCAUGCGUCACGUUUUGAUUGAAUUUUCUUGGUUAUGGUCGUCAUCUAAGUGUAAAGCGUCAGACUCAAUUAAAAUUCAAUAAUAAACAAUAAUUAAUAAAUAUAAAAACAAUCUUAAAAUUUUAUUGCCUCAAAAUAAAAUAAAGAAUUUAUUUAAAAUGUCAAGUAAUGAUGAUGGGUACUGGGUAACCCCUCUAUUUAGAGAAGGAAUGAUGAUAAAAAUAGAUGAAGCUCAACAGAAGAGCUAUGGAGCUACAUUAGCCAACUCCACUCUAGAAACAGAAAAUUUAAUUUUCAACCAGUCGGCAUCUAAAGAUGAGUAUACGAAAUUUAUCGAGUUGCUGAUCAUGUGUAUAAACAGAAAAAAUUUUAAUGACAUUACUGAGCCUUGUGGAUCGUUAUCUGUUUCUGCAACAAGAGACUUUAUCAAAAAUUUAAUAAUUGUCAUUGAUUUUUUUGAUGACCCUCAAGGUGAUACAUUUAUUGAAAAUGUAAAAGCUAUUGCGUCUUCCAGUCAUCAAGAUUUUGGUACUGAAGUUUCUGUAAAUCACCAAAAUAAUACAUCUCCAAGGAAUGAACAACAGUAUACAGAAAUCGCAGAAACAAAUGAAAUAAAUGCUCCAAUAUCAAGAGUAUCUUAUAACUCUUCAGACGAAGACAACUUCCAUCCUCUUACACCAGAAGGACCUCUAACGCCUGCCAACGGGUCCCGAUCCCGAGAAUCUUCUCCAUCUGAGCAUGAGCAAAACCAAAAUAUGAGAAGAACUGACCAAGAAAAUAUUCCAGAAGACCCCAGCACUCAGAUAGAAAUAGAAGAGAUAGAAUUGAUCGAUCCCGGAGUGGAGGGUUCUCCAGGCUACCAAGAAAAUCCCAUGAACCCGAUGGAACACGAGCACGGAAUAAUGGACUUCAUGAACCAGAAGCUCGAUUCUAUAGAGAACACCAUGAAGCUGUACACCGACGACCUGGGGCAGAUAAUCAUAAACAAUGUCAACGGGAAUGUCAACGUUAAAUUCGAUCAGUAUAAAAACAGUCUGGACACAGUCCGUAGGGAUCUGAAACGACAAACCAAGCGCCUGGAGCGUAUUGAGAAGGAACUCAAGCUACGCUACCUGGUUAUCUAUGGAGUUCCCGAAAAUGAGAGUAAUUAUUUGCAAUUAGAAAAAACCGUUUUGAAUAUUAUUAACAAGGAAGUUAAAGUUAGUUUGCUGCCAAACGAAGUCGACUCCAUCAGACGCAUUGGCAAGGAUAUUAAAAAACCCCGGCCGAUUGUCCUAGGAUUGACGACCCUCCGUAAGAAGAUGCUAAUUUUGAGGAACAAAAAGUUAUUAAAGCACUCCUCCGUUUCUAUCGAGAGCGAUUUUGUUAAAAAUACGACAGAAAUUCGUCGAGGGAAAGACCUUUCUUUAUUACUGUAAAUUUAGAGAUUAGAAUUAUAAUAGAUAAAUUUUAAGUAUAUUUAUAAGUAGAUUACUGAGUAAAAGGCUGAACUAUGACCAAAAGUGCUCAGGGAAUAUUUAUAAUUAUUUAUUAUUAUUCGAUAUUUAUAAAUACUUCGAUUUAUACAUUUUAUUGUAUUUUGUAAUGGUCCAUCAGCCUUAUGCAAUUUUUUCAUUUGUCAUUAUGCGUUUAUAAAUUUUUUUAAAAUUAUUAUUAUUAUACUAUCUUUACUAGGUAUUCUUGAGCUAGUACUUUUUUAUGGUUGCAAUAAAGGAUUAAAAUUUUU